AUGUAUCGGACAUGUGGGCUAUUAAUAGGGUUGAGUUUGUUACACUUACUUUCUUCACAAGUGCUCGCUCAAUCUAACCCAGCGUCUCGAGUAUGCAUCAUCGGUUCUGGUUACUCAGGCUUGGCCGCAGCGAAGUAUAUGCAAGACUAUGGCCUCAACUAUACAGUAUUCGAAGCUACACGUAACAUUGGUGGCACCUGGAGAUACGAUCCUAGAGUGGGUACAGAUGAAGAUGGAUUACCUAUAUUUAGCAGCCAAUAUAAGAACCUACGGACAAAUUCUCCAUAUAAGAUAAUGGAAUUCCAAGACUAUUCAUUUCCAGAAGGUACUCGUUCGUUUAUCAGUGGAGGUUGCUUCUAUAAGUAUAUUAAAUCUUUCGUUAGACAUUUUGGAUUGAUGGACAACAUUCAGGUGCGAAGUCUGGUAACUUGGGUAGAAUGGACGGGAGACAGUUGGAACCUAACGUAUAUGAAGACUGACACCAGGCAAAAUUAUACGGAAGAAUGUGAUUUUGUUGUCGUAGCAACCGGGGAAUACAGUACACCCAAAAUACCGCACAUCAAAGGACAAGAGUUAUAUAAAGGAAAAACAAUGCAUAGUCACGAUUAUAAGGACCCUGAAGAUUUUCGUGGCCAAAGCGUGAUGCUCAUAGGAGCUGGUCCAUCAGGACUCGAUCUUGCCGUGCAGCUUUCUAACGUCACCUCGAGACUGGUGCACAGUCAUCAUAUUAUUAAGUCUUUCAAAAUCUACAAUCAGCCAGACUUUCCUGGGAACUACAUAAGUAAACCAAAUGUGAAAUAUUUCACUCCGAAUGGAGCUGUGUUUGAGGACGGCACUACUGAGGACUUCGAUAUCGUCAUAUAUUGUACAGGUUUCUACUACAACCACCCGUUUCUGAGCACUCAAUCCAGCGGUGUAACAACGACAGAGAACUACGUUAUGCCUUUAUAUCAAGCGGUUGUAAACAUCAAUCAGCCCACUAUGACAUUCAUAGGAAUUUGCAAGCCAUUUUUCGCUAAAGUUCUGGAUCUCCAGGCACAAUAUUCAGCAGCGUUAGCCGCAGGCCAGUUCAAGUUGCCUACCAAAGAUUCAAUGAUACGUCACUGGCUAGAGCAUGUACAAAUGCUGAGAGAGUCACAAUUCAAAAUAACAGAUGUCAACAGUGUUGGACAAAAUCUAGACAAAUAUUUUGAAGCUCUACACAAAGAAGCGGGCGUGCCUCUAUUGCCACCAGUGUAUACAUCAAUGUUCACGUUCAGCGGGAAGACAUUGUUAGAAGACCUACUCCAUUACCGAGAUUAUGACUAUCACAUCAUUAGUGACACCCAAUUCAAAAAGAAUCCCAAUCCAAGUAAAGAAAUAUGUCCUUUUGACGACUAG
Messenger RNA from Arctia plantaginis, 1380 nucleotides. NCBI's taxonomy places the organism in Eukaryota, Metazoa, Arthropoda, Insecta, Lepidoptera, Erebidae. The record is from the annotation of a GenBank genome assembly.